This is a messenger RNA of Amoebophrya sp. A120, 2618 nucleotides long. Lineage: Eukaryota; Dinophyceae; Syndiniales; Amoebophryaceae. The record is from the annotation of a GenBank genome assembly.
GAAGCGCACGAAAGUCAAGCGGCCGCACGACACUGCCGCCGCAGCGAAUCAUGCCGGUGCGAAAGGUAAUAGUACGAGCAAGGGCGGAGCUGCGAGCAAGGGCGCAGCAGCAUCUUCUUCCUUGGUUAAACAACAACUAAACAUCACACCAUCCCUACCUACAGGCGGUUCCCUGCACUUGACCUCCCGGCAGCAGGACGGGGUGAUUGCCAAAGCCUUCAAAGCACGGCGGCAGAAAGACACCGAGAUCGAAAAUCUUCUGACCCCAGUGAGCAAAACCCAGCUGGAAGCGGAGCAGUUCAAAGCCGACUACCAGUUGAUCCAAACAAAAAGCGAUAAAAUCACUUCCGAGAAGAAAAAGUUGGCAUCCGAGAAUUUACACUUACAACUCCGUCCGAAGGUAGAAGCCCUUGACCAAAAAGUGGCACAGAAACAGGCGGAAAUUCUCUCUUCGCGGAACGAUAUGACGAGCACGCAGGAAAAGAUCCGGGCGUUGCAAAUGGAAGUGACGAGAUUUCAGAGGCGAGAACUGAAGAGGGAAGAGGAGUUGCAGAAGCACAAGAAAAAAGCGAAUCAAGAAGUGAUUGAAAAAGAAGAGCAGAUCACUUUGCUUCAAGCGGAGUUACAGAACACGAACGAUAAGUGGAGAAAGGAGCUUUCCCUCCAGGCGAAGCAGAUGGAGGAUAAGGAGGACUUGAUGCAACUCUACCACCGCAAACAGGAGGAGCAGAUUCGGCAGGACCGGAAGAAGAAAAGAGAGAUAUCCGAACUGCAGGCACAGAAAAGCAAUAUGGGAAAAGAAGUGGACGCAGCGAAGGCGGUAAACGAAAGGCUUCGGGCGCAUUUGGAAUCGGUGGAAAAGGAGUUGGCGAAAGUGAAGGAGCAAGUAGCGACAACUGCCGGCGCUAGCAGGGGUGCUGGAGCUGGGAAGUUGCCGAUUACAAGGGACAACAAGAAAAGCGCGAUAGCUGGUCCUGGUUCAUCUCUGCUGGAUGAUGCCGAGGUGGAAAAAGAGUUGAAUCCGCUGAAGGAGACGAAAAGGAAGCUGAAAAGGAGACCUGCAAAGUUGACAGAGGCACCUACGCAGAGACGGCUUCUACAGCAAAACUCCGAAACUUUGCAAAAAACAAGGCUGACGCAUUACAGGCGCAACAUGGGUCAAAUGUGCACGCUCCCGUAUGAUGCCAUAGGCCCCAAUUGUUAUAUGGAAAUACUGCGCCAAGUGUUUGCGGAGAAGGGCGUGAAAUUGGAAAAAGAUCUGCAACAGAAGGAGAAAGAGAGCCUGCAGUUUUUGAAAUUGCGACCGGAGAACAACGCGAAACUCGCGCUGCUGCAACACUGUUGCAACAGCGUGCUGCUGUUACAGCAGCACGCUAGUAGUACCGCUGCAGCGAAUCAUGCCACGGGUAGUACGACCAAGGGCGGAGCUGCGAGCAAAGGCGCAGCAGCAUCUUCUUCCUCCUCCUCGUCUACCGCUGCCAGAAGGAGCGCCCAGGGCGGAACCGCAGGAGGCAAAACGACCGCAGGUCACCAUCUUCAACAGGCCGCUUCGCAACAGAAGGGUUCUACUACUGGCGCAGACGGAGAGCCGGUUCCGCAGGGCGGCCCUGCGGAUAUUAGCAUCCAAAAGGACAGGAAGAUCAUGGCAUUAGAGAAACAACUGAAGGAGGCGCAGGACCAACUGAAAAUCUUGCAAGACCGUGACCGCAAGGCGGACAAGGUGCAAAACCAACUGGCCGCAGGCGAGGCGUCGCCGCAAGUAGAGCAAAGGAACGCACAUAAGAAGCCGCUGCAGCAACCGCUUGGGGAAUUGCAGGAGGAAGCGGACAGGAGGAUGUUGAACACCAGUAAUCUUAGUUGGCCGAGUGGUGCUCCUGUUUCUAUCUCGAGCGAAAACGUCCCUACCCCAGAGUCGAGAUGGAAAAUCUCCUAAAUAAUUCAACCAGCUGUGGCAGUUACGCAUGACAAGUUUGACCUCGUAGUAACGCCGGCCAGCUUCACUAGUUCAGCAGCGUCACAGACAUAUUUCAUUUAUUCUACAUGUUUGUAGCAACAGCACCAAUUCCAAAACACGACUAGAGAAAGCUGCUCAUGGGGUUCCACCGCAUGAGAAACGUUUUAGGAACGCAGAUUUGCAUGACAAAACUAUGGGGUGUGGGCCCCGUUUUUCUCCAGGAUAGCUUCAAGUUCCUCAUCUUCGGCUGUUCAACAAGAAUUUCCAGGUGGUUCUAACUAUCAAGUGCAAAUAUGUCUCUGUCUGCAAAUUUGUGAUGCUAAAAUGUGCACGAUGAAAGCGCCUCCUUUGACGCAGGAAAGCAUGACAAAUUUGCGGAACGCUUUCUCCAUUCUCAUACACACUCCGGUUUUGAUAUCGGACAUGCAAUAUUACAGCUUUCACAUGAAUGUAAGACCAGCAUUACAAGUUCCAAUCUUCCAGACCCAGGCAUAUUUGCAAUGCAUACUAACGCUGGGCAACAAGCGGCUGCAUCUCUUUCCGCUGGAAAUGGGAAAGGCGGGCCGGAAGGGCGGCGGGACGAGCCAACGCUGGCAGUUUUCAACCAAGAAUAUUCACCCCACAAAAAUCCUGCCAAACAUGAACCCGCUCCGGGGGACCAUCA